AUGGAUAACGACACGCUGACUUUGUUUACGAGCCGGGGUCAACCACUCUCAGGGGCUGUGGUAGCUCUCUUUGACGCUGCACCAAAGCAAUGGCUUCCAUAUGCCAUAGGUCUAUUGAUCGGGUAUCCUCUUCUCGUCCGUUCGCUACGGUAUAGGAGAAUUCAGAAUCUCCAGAAGAAAUGCAACUACCCAACACGAGAAUCGAUGGCCAAAAUGACCGACGAGGAGGCGUUCAUGAUUCAAAGACAGCUCGGAACUUUUGAGUUCCCAUUCAUGUUCCUGAAGUCCCUGCAGUUCGCCUUAUUCCGGACAUAUGGCAUCCCAUCAAUCUCCCACCUCCUCACGAAAACAACCCAAUUCUCCAACCCUAAUACCUCUCUUAAGCGAUACACCGAUACAGCAGCUCUCGUCAAUGAGAUGGUAGGAAAUAGUCCAACAUCCUACCGCGCUUUCGUCUCCAUCGCUCGAACCCGAUUCCUACACAGUGGUUACAGAGCCAGUGGUAAAAUCCUCGAAUCAGACAUGCUAUAUACCCUUGCUUUAUUCGCUCUCGAGCCUGUAAGAUUCAUCGGGCGAUUCGAGUGGCGCGAACUCACUGAUCUGGAACGCUGUGCUUUGGGUACAUUCUGGAAGAGUGUUGGUGAUGGACUCGGAAUUAGUUUCGAGGAGCUACCAUCUGCUGCAUCGGGAUUUAAGGAUGGGAUUCAAUGGCUUGAGGAGAUAGAAGCUUGGAGUGAGGCUUAUGAGGAGAAGUAUAUGGUUCCUGAUGUUAAGAACCGGGAAACGGCGGAUCAGACGACGGCUGUAAUCGUUUACAUGUUACCUCCUGCCUUGCAUCCUAUCGGAUUGCAGUUUGUUUCUUUUAUGAUGGAUGAAAGGUUGCGCAAAGCUAUGCUGUACGACCCACCGUCACCAUUCUGGUCAUCUGUCUUCUCGGUUCUCCUUACUACUCGCAAGCUGUUCAUUCGCUAUCUCAUGCUCCCCAGACCUCAAUUCUUGAAGGUGAACAAUAUCAGCCAGCAACCCGAUGAACAUAACAAGUUCUAUUUGACUUCUUGGGAGGCCGCGCCUUACUAUGUCAAGCCCACUUUUUGGAACCGGUGGGGCCCUACCGCAUGGUUGACUUGGGCUUUAGGUCGUCCUGUUCCCGGUGAUGAGGGUGACAAGUAUUAUCCCUCUGGUUACCAUAUUCAGGAUAUUGGGCCCAAGUUCUUUGAAGGGAAAGGUCAGAAAGCGAUUGAGGAGACGAUGAAGGAGCUGGAGAUUACUCGAACAGGGAAGUGUCCGUUCCACUGA
This is a messenger RNA of Penicillium malachiteum, 1296 nucleotides long. RefSeq lists its product as uncharacterized. The transcript has 3 exons. Gene Ontology annotation, molecular function: oxidoreductase activity. Lineage: Eukaryota; Fungi; Ascomycota; Eurotiomycetes; Eurotiales; Aspergillaceae. The record is from RefSeq and is a predicted model, not a curated record. The coding region runs from base 1 to 1296 and encodes 431 amino acids.